AUGUACAGAUCCUACCAGCCUCUUUUUCCUGCAACCAGCAGGUACCUGCAAGAGAAAUGGGACAAGACCAAUUAUCAGGAACACCGCAGAAAGGUAGAGCUGGCUGUCCCUGUUGUCGAUACCACAGCUCUCCCGGUGCCUCUGCAUCUACAGGUGAACCUGAAGAAAAUGCAGCUGGAGAAAGAACGCCACACUGCCCGAGGCCGAGACAAUCUCCGUAACCAUGCCAGGCUGCGGGGUAUCAAGCAGUCCCAGGGAAGAGUGGACAACUGGAACUUCUAUUGCAGGCACAGUUUGAACUGGGAGAAGCGUCAGCGAGACCUCGAGCAAAUCUAUUGGGAAAAUCGGCAGCUGAUGAAGCGUCUGGCGGAGAAGAAGUCAGAACUGGCUCAGGGGCGCUGGCAGCAAGACUGGCACCGGGAGCAGCUGAUCCGCAACAGCCUUGCCCGGUAUCCCCGUGGCACAAGGAGCUGCCAGGUAAGAAAAAAGUCCUGGAUUGGGACUGGCAGGAGUGGAACAACGGAGGCAGAGAGCUGGGGGCAACAGCGGUCCUGCUUCGACACAUGGAAGGAGUCCCAGCUGCUCUCCCAACAGAGCUCGCUUCCCAUGCAGCGGAACAAGGACCGGUCUGGUGGGCGAGAGAUUCUGGGGAAGCAGAAAUGA
This is a messenger RNA of Heteronotia binoei (common prickly gecko), 663 nucleotides long. RefSeq lists its product as uncharacterized. The transcript has 5 exons. Lineage: Eukaryota; Metazoa; Chordata; Lepidosauria; Squamata; Gekkonidae. The coding region runs from base 1 to 663 and encodes 220 amino acids. The record is from RefSeq and is a predicted model, not a curated record.